ACCAGCACUGUUGGCUCCGACCACAAAAUGACGAUUCUUUCACCCGUGUCUCCGCUGGCAUCCUAUGAUAUGCGAACAUUCAGCUCUCCUAACAACAAUGGGACGACAAGAUAUGAACGACGUUACCCAAAACCCAGCUCAGAACAGCAAUACAAAGGCCCGGAAAGUAAAAAAGAUGGGCUCGAGAUACAGAUGAAAGAGUUCAGAUCACCGACUUCACCCGAAAACGUAUACAAUCCUCGCGCACUACCGCCGAUCGACUCUAACCAGCCACGGCCAUCAUUGGCUCGCAGUACAUCCACUCCCUCUUCUUCAUAUUCCCACAAGAAAACCGACUCCAUCACCGAGAGGCUCAUUUUACAACGAUCCACAAAAGCUGCGCAGUGGACAAUACACUGGCGGGCACCACUUACUACCGUUUCGGCUUUCGUCGUUGGACUGAUCCUCGCAAUUGGUCAGCAUAUGCUUUAUUCUAAGCUUCAUCAUGAAUCGCUUGGGGGAGAAGACAACAAAACGAAGAAAGUCCUGUAUGGACGAGCACUAGCUUACUUCUCCAAGAUCGCAUUUGGUGGAUGCGUGACCAUGGUCUAUCGCCAGCGACUCUGGACUACCCUCCGCCACCACGCUCUCUCCAUCUGGUCAAUUGAUCAACUCUUCCUAGGAACCGAAGAUCCUACACUGUUUUUCAACUGGGAAACCCUCACUAAAGCGCUUUUACCCACCAUCCUGGCAUUGAUAAUUUGGCUUGUCCCCCUCGCGACCAUCAUCUUCUCCCCCGGCGCGUUGACAUUUGGAGAAUUUCGCGAAAUUGAUGUCACCUCUCUCGCCGUACCGACUCUCAACUUUACUGCAGAGUCCACUACAGACUGGCGCAUUCCCAUCAAACUGGAUGACAACUCACACAAAAAAUCAGUAAUGUUCUACAAUACAACGGAUCGUUUGGGUAAAAAGGACGGAUGGUUCGACUACUAUGAUCAACCAUCUUCUGAUCUUACUCGCAUCUCUGUCCUCAACGCUUGGAGUGUCGGAAACCAAUCUACAAUGCGAACAGACGCGCGCCAAAAGUCGUGCGGGGGCGAACAGUUCAACUGCACAUACACCAACAGCUUCAUCGCCCCUCAGUACAAAUGUGAGGAGGUUGCGACGGGCCCCCAGGACGAUCAAAAGCUUUUCGAGAUGGGAGCUCCUUUCAACACGAGUGAACUAGUUCCCUACGGCAAACACGUGUAUCUCUCAAACGUCGAUGUGGGAGAAUACAGCAGACCACAGGCGCCUAAUAUCUCCAACGACGGCGGUGUACCCUUGGGUAGAAUCCCAGAUGAGCUAGGAACGUUCAUGAUAGAGCCGCAUUUGUGGAUCGGAUACUCGACCAACUCCACGGAGCCAUGGCCACCAAAUUCGCCAUUUGCACAGAACUGGACUAGCAGACUGGAUGCGCACAUUGUGCGAUGCAUUCAUUAUGAAGCACAGUAUACCGUCUCGUGGAACUAUACAGAGCCUUAUUACACAAUUGAUAGUUCUUGGACAUUUCUGGAGCCCAUAAUAGACACCAACUUCAGUAAGCUGGAAAACGGAAAACCAGAUUACCUGACCAUCAAACCGGCUUCGAACUUUGUUAGCCCUCGAACAGACGUCGGUAAAUACAAAAAAAUCGCCGCAUACCAUGCAGUCGGCGAAUCGAUGCGCGACUUCUUGAGGGGCAACAUCGAACUGGAACCCGAAUUCCCCGGAAACAGUUACCCGCGCGUCAAUUCCAAAAUCACCCAGACACGGCUGGUCAGCAAAACGAACAGCACACCGUACGAUCACUUUGAGAAACAUCUUCAAGACUUUUACUCCGACACCGUGCUCUCUCUUUUCUCGGCGCCGGGGAUGCUCGUCAUCGCGCAAGAAAACACCACCGUGACCCGCUCACGCUUUCGCGCCACAUUCAUUUACGAGCCCGAAACACUAUGGGCGUGCUACGCCCCCGUAAUAAUAGUAACCUUUCUAAUCCUACUUCUCUACGCCUUUACCCUUUGGCAGGACGGAACAACCUGGUCCAUUGGAUUCUCGCGCAUCCUGGUCACCACGCGGAACCAAACACUCGACGAAAUCAGCCGCGGAGCGUGCCUGGGCAACAACCCGUUCCCCUCGGAACUGCUGCGCACAAAGCUGCAGUUUGGUGUUUUGAACGAACCCACCGACUUCGAGGUCGUGGGCUUGGACGGCUUCACGGAAGUCGGACACUGCUCUUUCGGCGUACCGUCUGAGCUAUCGCCUAUUAUCAAGGGCGCGCCGUACGCAGGGCUGACACGUCGCCGUACGUAUGGUGGGGCUGGGUUGAGACCUUCAAUGGCCCCCUUACAAGAGAAGGAAAAGACUGAUUGA
This is a messenger RNA of Periconia digitata, 2370 nucleotides long. The record is from the annotation of a GenBank genome assembly. NCBI's taxonomy places the organism in Eukaryota, Fungi, Ascomycota, Dothideomycetes, Pleosporales, Periconiaceae.